UCGGCCUUACCUAUGGACAAAUGGAUGAUUCUGCAACUUCUGUUGCAAUGGUAGGCUGUGGAAUUCCACUUGAUGAACCAUACCUUCAAUAUCGUUUGUCUGUCUUAGCAAAGGAAGAGCGGAAGGGGCUUCGUAGUGGAAAGAUUCCGGUCAAUGAAAGCUUCUAUCUAAUCGGAACAGCUGAUCCUACAGGAACCUUGAACAGUCAUGAAGUUUGCAUUAUUCUUGAAAAUGGCCAGAUAUCAGGAAAGGUUCUAGUGUACAGGAAUCCAGGCCUUCAUUUUGGGGACAUACACAUCCUAACUGCAAAAUAUGUAGAGGAAUUGGAAGGGUUUGUUGGAAAUGCUAAAUAUGGAAUUUUUUUCUCCACCAAGGGCAGGAGAUCGGUGGCAAACGAAAUUGCAAAUGGUGAUUUCGAUGGAGAUCUGUAUUGGGUAUCUAGAAGCCCACAGCUGUUGAAUUACUUCAAAGCAAGUGAGCCGUGGGAAAGGAUUCACYCAACACCAAGUGCGCCUAACAAGAAACCUAGUGAGCUCUCGUACGAGRAGUUGGAGAAUGAGCUUUUUACUCAACUUUUUGCUACACAAAAGCAGGGUAUGGUAGCUGGUAAAGCAGCUGAUAGCUGGCAAACCUUUAUGGAUCACUAUCUGUCCUUGGGAGAAAAUUAUGCUGAUGAGAAGCAUCGGAUUAAAGAAAAACUGUUGAAGUUGGUUGACUUGUACUACGAUGCUCUUGAUGCACCCAAGAGUGGGAAAAAGGUUGAAAUUCCUAAAUGUUUAUUGCCACAAAAAUAUCCCCAUUUUCUGGAAAAGAAACGUGAGAUGUCAUAUGAUUCGACUUCUGUUCUAGGAAAAAUCUAUGAUGCCGCGAUAGAGUAUCCAUCUUGUAAUGCUAUAAAACAAGACAUAUGGAAACUGCCCUGCUUCAAUGUCGAGAUACCAGAGGCCUCCUUAAAUUUGUGGAACAACAGGUACAUGUCGUACAAGCAAGAAAUGUGCAAUGCCAUGAAUGCUGGAGAUGAAUCAAAAACCAACUCUGCAAACAUUGUGAUUAAAAAGUAUAAGCAGAUGUUUUAUGAGGCUGAGGAUUUUGCAACGAGUACUAGGAAGAUUGAGGAUCUGCAUAAUGAAGCCCUUGCAAUUUAUCAUGUAACUUACGAUUAUGCUCGAAGCACUAAUGAUGUUAAGRAGUGUGGGUUUGCAUGGAAGGUAGCUGGUGAGGCCCUCUGCUCAUUUCAUGUAAUGAAGACCCCUGGAAGGUCAAUUCCUUUCAAACUAGCUGUUUUAUCAAUGUUCAUUUAGAAGGAUAUGUAUAUAUAUGAAUACAUUUAGCUAUAUAUAGGCAUUUGAGUCCUUGUGUAGAUGGCCAAUAUCAUUGUGUUUAUAGGAGCAAUGCCCACUGUAAUAUAUAUGGACUUCUUCUGCCCACUCGUUUCCUUUCUGUCAUAUAGAAGCAGGACGAGAC
Messenger RNA from Cynara cardunculus var. scolymus (artichoke), 1464 nucleotides. RefSeq names its product probable RNA-dependent RNA polymerase 5. Gene Ontology annotation, molecular function: RNA-directed RNA polymerase activity. Gene Ontology annotation, biological process: siRNA processing. Gene Ontology annotation, cellular component: nuclear RNA-directed RNA polymerase complex. The transcript has 7 exons. The record is from RefSeq and is a predicted model, not a curated record. NCBI's taxonomy places the organism in Eukaryota, Viridiplantae, Streptophyta, Magnoliopsida, Asterales, Asteraceae. The annotation marks the transcript as partial.